This is a messenger RNA of Lolium rigidum, 642 nucleotides long. RefSeq names its product 50S ribosomal protein L9, chloroplastic. Gene Ontology annotation, molecular function: structural constituent of ribosome. Bases 34 to 633 code for a protein of 199 amino acids. Lineage: Eukaryota; Viridiplantae; Streptophyta; Magnoliopsida; Poales; Poaceae. The transcript is spliced from 6 exons. Gene Ontology annotation, biological process: translation. Gene Ontology annotation, cellular component: ribosome; mitochondrion. The record is from RefSeq and is a predicted model, not a curated record.
CAGAAAGAGCAGGAAAAACACACCGCCUGCGCAAUGGCGUCGCCGUCGUGUGCAUCCACGCUGCCCUGGACCGCCGCCUUCGCACCAUCCUCCUCCUCCGCCUCCGCCGCCUCGCCGCGCGGACUCCAGACGCGCCGGGCGCCGUCGCUGGUCAUCGUUGCCCAGGGCAAGGUCAAGAAGUAUCGCCAGGUCAUACUGAUGGAUGACAUUGAGGAGGUGGGUGGGAAAAAGGGGGACACGAUGAAGGUGCGGGCCGGCUUCUACCGCAACUUCCUCCUCCCCAAGGGGAAAGCUACUCUGCUCACUCCGGACGUCCUCAAGGAAAUGGAACUGGAGCAGGUUAGAAUAGAGGCUGAAAAGAAACGGGUAAAAGAAGAGGCACAGCAACUUGCGCGAGUAUUCGAGACUAUCGGGGCAUUCAAGGUGCCACGUAAAGGUGGAAAAGGAAAGCAGAUCUUCGGGAGUGUCACGUCGCAAGAUCUCGUCGAGAUCAUAAAGUCACAGCUUAACAGGGACGUCGACAAACGCCUGGUGGAGGUUCCGGAGAUCCGCGAGGUCGGGGAGUAUGUCGCCGAGAUCAAGCUCCACCCCGAUGUCACUGCCAAGGUGAGGCUGACUGUGUAUGCCAAGUGAGCCCUGAGG